Molecule: messenger RNA, 1028 nt
Organism: Phaedon cochleariae (mustard beetle)
Lineage: Eukaryota; Metazoa; Arthropoda; Insecta; Coleoptera; Chrysomelidae
Source: the annotation of a GenBank genome assembly
ACUAUUUCUAUAUAUGGCCCAUCGUCUAUACGAUAUCUCAACAAAAAUGGAACCAAAAUGAGAGGUACUUUUUGAAUCUAUGAGGACGGAAAGUGAAGGAUGGAAACAGUCAUAUUGGUUUGAUAAGUUUCGUAUUAUUUUUUCCCUACGUCGGCAUCAACGCCUUUUGGUCCCGCUUUGAGGACAGCUAUGAUUCAUAUAUGAGUAGUAGAUAUAUGCUUUUACCGUUGCCGCAACGAGAAAGGAAUGAAAAGAUGGAAGAGAAGAAGUAAGGUGGCUAUAAAAGAAGAAGUAUCAACUAGGUUAUGUGCUUUGUUUUCUUUCAUUUGCUUCAUUUGAUCAUUCUGUUUUUAUGCUAGUUUUGUUAUUUUAUCAUCCUGACUCCUGAAUCGUGCUCCUGAUAUUCUUGAGCACAGGGUUCCUGAGUAUAAGAUAUCUAAUUAUUUGUUUUUCUGAAUUCCCGAUUUUGUCAUCAUGUCUUCAGAACAAGGUGAAGAUUUGAAAGCUUUUGAAAGGAGACUGACUGAAGUUAUAGCGUGCCUACAUCCUUCCACUACCAGAUGGAGAAUUGUGUUGUUAGCAGUUUCAGUAUGUGUUGCCACAGGGGCCAGCCAAUGGAUACUUGAUCCAGAGACAAGGAUAGUUUCAUUAUCACAGUCAUUAACAAACCAUCCUUUUUUUAUCCUGUCUACAAUAAUUCUAGUUACAAUAUUGCUCCUUGGAGUACAUAAAAGGGUGAUUGCUGCAUCCAUCAUAACAUCAAGAACGAGAGAGGUUUUAGGAGAUUUCAAUAUGUCUUGUGAUGACACUGGUAAGCUAAUUCUACGACCAAGACCCACACAUAAUAUAAGCUGGUCUUGACAAUUUUUUAAUGUAAAUUUUGUAAAUACCACCUCUUGUUUUUUCAAGUAAAAGUGUGAUUGUCUAUAGAUAUUAAGUGAGAUAUUUAUACUGUGUUCAUUAGGCAAGACUUUUCUGUAAAUUAGUAAAAUUAAAAUAAAUUCCAAAGUGGAAAUAAUCAUCAUUUA